Molecule: messenger RNA, 11193 nt
Organism: Closterium sp. Naga37s-1
Lineage: Eukaryota; Viridiplantae; Streptophyta; Zygnematophyceae; Desmidiales; Closteriaceae
Source: the annotation of a GenBank genome assembly
AUGGCGCUCCGAACCGAAGGUCGAGCUCGCCUGGCGAGAUACGCGUUGGAACAAGGCCUUACCUGCAGCCCUUACCACUGGGGGUGUCUGAACAAGCUGCUGGGAGUGCUGGUGACUCUGGACGACUGGCAGGCAGCACACGAGCUCGCGGCCUACAUACUCCACCUGGCGCCCACUCACGGUCGCGCGCGGCAAGUGCUGGCCAUGGCGAACGAGGUGUUCCAUCCAGACCCUGCUGCGCUGCAAGCAGCAUUGGACGGCCUUGCUGCUCGCUCCUUCGCUGCUGCUGCUGGCGAUGAGAAUGGCCUGGAUGCUGGGCCGUCAGCAGGGGCAACUGCAGGGCUCUCAGCAGAGGAAGCGCAGGAGCAAGAGCCUGAGCAGCAGGGGAGCCCACUGGGCAGCAGUGAGGUGUCCGUUCAACACCGGCCGGUGCUUGAGCUGCGCGGUCGCUCCUGGGCCGAGCUGAUCUUGAACAUUGUGGACGUGUUACGCACGGUGCAGCAGCGGUCGGUGGAAAGGCGGGGAUUGGAGUACCCUCAGCCGGUGGCUGGCGUGUCUGUGACGGUUGUGCUGGCGGGCAGCCCGCAAGGAGGUGAUCCCAAUCAUCGCGCUGAGGGUCUUGUCAGAGAGGGCGACGAAAUCGGUUGUGGGAGGAACGAUGAUAACCAAGGGCCUCCAAAGGAGCAGAAACUGCGGAGCUGCGCUGCUGGGGAAGCUGCUUUGUCUGGAAGGGAUUGUUCUGUUGAUAUGGCAUCCGGGCACAAAUCAUGCCCAGUUGAGGCAGCAUCAGCACCCACAGCGUUGGCCCAGCCGUUUCCAGCUUCCCAUCCCUCAGAGUCGCCUCUGCCUGAAGCACCGCUUGACCCUCCUGCUGCCUUGUCUCAGCCUGACCCAUCCUCCCGCGCCGUCACUGUGCUAUCUCAGCCCGACUCGAUUGCUGUGGUUGAUCUUAGCAUGGAGGACUCGCAGUCGCCUCCUGAUGCCACUCCCACACCUACAGCUGAGCUGCCAGCUGCUUUAGGUCCUGCCAAGUCAAGGAAGCGGAUGAGACACCCGUUGUCGUUUGUGGGCACGGAGAGGCGCACGCGGCAGCAGAUCAAGGAGAUGCAGCUGAAGGAGGCCAAGGGGAAGGAGAGCAGCCUGCUGGAGAGUGCAAAGCCCCUCCCACCGAAGAGGCUGCGUGUGUUUGACAUUCUGAGUGCUUGCUUCAAGCAGCACUCGCGCUUGAUGGGAGCCCGUGAUGUGGACGGCUCGGCUGUUGCUGGGAAGAAUGGAGAGGGUAAGGAGGGUGUUGCAGAUGGUGUUGCUGAGGGUGGCGUUGGUGCGGAUGCUGCUGCUGUGGGUGCCAGCUGCGCUCGUGUGGGGAAUGGUGGUGGUGCAUUCGAUGGUUUGAAGAUGCUACACAUGCUGCGACGCAAGGAGGUGCUGGUGAGGUUUUUCAGCAAGGAGGAGGAGUGGAGCAGCGUGGAUGUGGAAGCAGGCGCCAGAGCUGAAUUGGAUGCUGGUGCUGGAGCGGGUGCCAGUGCUUCAGAGGAAGUUAAGGCUACUCCUGCUGAUGGCCGUGACGCUGCAGGAGAUGCAGAGCGGUUGGGUGUGGUCCAGCAAGUGAGUGCAGCAGAGGUGGAGCAGGUGCAGUCAUUCCUCGCCGCCCUGCCAAUCCGCCUCCCUCUUCUCCAAGCAACCUCGAAUAUGUUGCAGUACUUGGCCUCUCACAUUCCCCUCUGCGCCCUCACACCCUCCCUCCUGGAUUCCCUCCUCUGGCUUGAAAGACAAACAGCUUCGUGGGAAGGCCGCUCUCCCCGUGUUUGGCUGUAUCUGGGGGAGCUUUAUCUGGUGAAGGGGAUGCAAAGUGAUGGCGAGAACAGAGGGCGGCGAGAGGCAGCGGGAGGGGCGGUGGAGAGGGAGUGCGUGCAUUGCCUUGCCAUGGCAGAGCAGGGGCAGAUGGAUGAGGAAGGGGUGAGGUGGGAGGUGGAUGGGGAUGCGUGGGGCCGAGUGGGGAAAGGGAGAGAGCCGCUAGAGGAAGCAGACGGAGAGGCGGAGGAGCUAGGUCAGAAAACGAGGCAAAGUGGUUUAGGGGGUUGGGAGAAGGUGGGGUUGUGGGUUCGGCUGAGAGCAAGCCAGGGGCAGGUGGCGAUGCGGAGGGGCGAGCAUGGGAGGGCGAUUGAGCUGUUCACGUGGUGCAGGGAUGCGCUGGGCAGAGCGGAACAGAGCAGGGUCUGCACAGAUGGCGCUGAGGGGAUGUUAAUAGCAACAGCUGGGCCUGAAGCAGUAUCAGCACUAGCACAUGCAGCGGUGGAGGUGCCGCAUCUGGCAUGUGUAUGGGGCCCCAGUGGGGGUAUUUCAGUGCAGAGUUUGGACGAGCUGUUGAGCGUACUGCAUGUGGAUUGUGCACUGGCAGGGCUGUCAGGGACAGGAGAGGGCGAGGUAGGGUAUGAGCUCCCCCAACCGCCGCCGCAGCAGCAACAACUGAUUAAUAUGAUGAAGCCUCUGCUGUUGAGGGAUGGGGCAGCAGCAGGGAUGGGCGGUGGAGCUGGGAGGCAGAAGGGCAGAAGAAGUUACUGUCUCCCAGGCUUGGCCUCUCACAGUUCAAUCUCAGAUAGCUGUCAAGGGGUGAAUUCAGACAGUCAUAAGAGCGAGCAGAGCUCUGUCAAGUGGUUGGAGACCCUUAAGAGACUCGUGGCUGCCACACGUGGAAUGGCUCAGGAGCAGCCGUUGACGCUGGUUUGUUACAAGCACAUCCUCGCACUGCUGUCCGGCAGAAUAAGCAUGGGGGCGCUGCCCCCUGCACCUGUGAAAGCAACGCCAGUGGCGCCAGCUGCUUUGGAAGGCUCUGCUGCAGCUGCUGCUGCUGGGAAGGUCUCUGCUGCUGGUGGCAAAAGUGAUGCUGGUGCGAGCUGUGACGCGGAGCUGAUGCAGACAGUGCAGGGGCUGAGGGACUUGACGGUCUCCAUGGCGCUUGGGACAGGAUUGGAUUCGCAGGUAAAUGAGCAGCACUUGGAGGAACUCCAGCAAGUCGUGGCAGUGCUUAUUGAUUUCGCCUUCUACAAGCACCGCGUGUUACAAGAACAGCCAGCGAGCCAGCUGUCAAGGGAGGUGUACCAGCCAGGCUUGGGUGCAGCAGCAGCAAGAAGUGGGAUUCUGGCAGCGUGGCAGGGGAUGGUGGCAGCGUGGCAGGGGCUCCUGGUAGAUCUGUGUAUGGUGCUCUGCUGCCUGCAACACUUGCGCGUGUCUGUGAAAUCAACAGAUAAGGUGGGCCUUUGUGCCAUCGCACACAGCAUCCUUGCUUCUCAAGGUCUCUGCUGUGCCCCUGCCUCCCCCUCCUCCUCCUCCUCCGUGUCCGUUGACAUACCCCCCUCGCCCACACCCAAUAACGCCUCAGCCGCUGUCAGUGCAGCAUCAUCUUGCCAACAACGUGGCAACAGCAGCACAGCUGCAGCAGAGGUUGAGCGAGGGGAAGCCACAAUAGCAGCAGCGAGAGCACCGAGUGGUAGAGGCGCGUUUCUUGCCCUCUCUGCUCAGCUGCUGACCAACCUAGAGUCGCUGCUGACCCCCUCAGUGCAUGCAGGAGGCAGGAAAACCAAGCUUGCUGCUCCAGGGGGGAAGGAGCCAAGAGCACGAGGUCUGAAGGGUGGAAGAGGAGGAGAUGGUAGGGAGGGAGGUGGCAGCGCGAGGGUCGUGCAACGGACUGGCGACAAUGCUGGGGGGUCUGCUGGUGACAAGGUUGAUGGAACUGCUGUUAGAGUUGGCAACACUGCUGGUGUGGGGAGAGCGAGUAUGGGAACGAAUGGGGGAACAGUCAGUGGCAGCGGGCAGGGCGAGAAGGUGGAGGAUGUGCAAGGGAGAUGCGCACUGCAGGAGAUUGAAGGGGCUAUGGAUCAAUGCUUUUUGUGCUUAUACGGGGUACAGCUGAGAGGGGCAGAGGAGGAUGUGGGUGGGGAGAGUAGCGGUGGUGCUGCAGGGCAGGAGGGAGCAGCAGCAGGGUUGGUUGAGCAUGAGAACACCCUGGCUGGGGAGUUGAAAUCCAAGGACCAGUGCGCUCGAGCGUUGAGGCACAUGGCACCGUUCACUGCCUCCUUCACUAUCGAGCGGCUGGUGAAGCUGGUGCCGCUGCUGACGUCCAUCCACUCCUUCUUCCCCUCCCCUCCCCCUGCCAUCCUCGCCCGUCACUCUGUGGAGCCGUUUUUGGACGAUCCACAAAUAAACGACUGGGGAAUGGCGGGGAGGAUUCUGGUGCAGAGGAAGAGGUUGGGAGAGGAGGGGAAGUUGGGAGGGGGGCGUGCGAUGGGGGAGGAUGGAUGCGCGGAGGAGGGCAGGAGGUGUAUGGAGGAUAGGGAGGGUGCGCUUGGUGAGAAGGGCAAGGAGGGGCUGAGUGACGGAGGAGAGCAACUCAAUGAUGCCAGCACCUUAGAUACAUCGCCAGACCUCUUGUCUUGCAUACCAGUCCUGCAUCCCCGCUCGUUCCUCUCCGAAUGGGCAUCCUCCCACCAUCCAGCAGCCCACCAUGCAGACUCGUCCCAUGCCAUGAACAGUGACACGUACGCUGACGUGUACAAUCCGCUCUUCGCCAUGCUGGCGCGCAUAGAGCCAAUCCCCAUGGGCCACCACAUGCCGCCAGGCUUCUUCCUAGAGCCCAAGGGCCACUCUCACGUGCUGCAGGUCACUUCUCCUCUGCUGGCCGACCUCUGCUACCAUCCCAGCAACACAGACUCGUGGCUCAAGCUCGCUCUGUUCUAUGAUGAGGCCUCUGACCUCAUGUUGAACGACGGGGCGAAGAUGAAGGGGCCUGCGGAGUGGCAUGCUGAGGAGGGGGUGUUGGGAAGGCUGCAGGGGUACAGGCAGCGGUGCAUGCGGUGCUUGGUUGAGGCUAUCGCUACUCCUGGCUGCCGGCUUCCGUUUGAAGUGGCCGCGUGUGAGGAGAGUGAUUCGAGAUGGGAGGGGUGGACGGGGCGUGAGGGGAGGAAGGUUUGGGAGGGGCGGAAGGGGAGUGAGGCUUGGGAGGGGUGUGAGGAGCAGAGGAAGAGGGUGGUGAGUGUGUUGGAGCUACUGGCGUUUGUGGUGUAUGAUUCGAUUCAGAAUGUGGUGCCGUCUUUCGACAGGCUCAGGCACACGCAAGUCAAGGAUGACCUCUGGCUCAACCGCUGCCGCCUCGCCUUUCAACUCUUCCGCAUUCUCCAAGCACUCUCUCCAAACUGGCAGUACCCAUUCUUUCAGGGCAAGCUCGCGGAGAAGCUUCACCUGCCCGCCUCUCUCGCCCUCUCCUUGAUGCGCCGGUCUGUCUCCCUGCGUCCCAAUGCUGUGGACACAGCCUACCGCCUGCACGCCUCACGGAUGAAGGCGCUUGCAAGGGGCCGUUUGGAGGCUGCGCUGAGUGAUGAUGACAUCCGGGCGCUUGUGUCCAAUAGCGACACCAAGGAUGUGUUUGCCAAGCUUCUGCAGCAGAAUGAGGAGGAGGCUCAGCUUGGAGGGGGUGUGACUGCAGCUGAGGGGAGCAUAGCGAGGGGCAAUGACCAUGUGACAGAUGGGGGAGAGGAAAAAAGGGAGGGUGGAGAAGUCGAAGGUGUGGAGGGCAGAGGAGAGGCUCACGGGGAGAAGGAGGUGGAGAGGGGGGUUGCAGAAGGGGCGGCAGCUGACAAGGCAGUAGCAGCAGGUGAGAAGGAUGGGAGUGACGAGUUGUUGGAGGUGGAGAGGGGGGGUGUAGAAGGGGGGGGAGUUGACAAGGGAGCAGCGGAUGAGAAGGAUGGGAGUGACGAGGUAUUGAAGAUGGGGAUGGGGGCUGGAUUGCCAGGAGUUGACAAGGAAGCGGAAGUUGAGAAAGGUGGGAGCGAUGAGGUAUUAGAGGUGGAGAGGCCGAAGGAGGGGAAGGAGGGGGCCGCACAGGAGGAAGAGACUGAUGAGGGAAAGGAUGGGGAAACAGAGGAUAAAGAGGGCGGGACACAGACGGACGGACUGAGAGGAAGUCAGGAGGAAAAUGAAGAGGAUGAAGGUGGUGGUGAUGGUGGUGGUGGGAGUGGUGGGGAGGGUGAAGAUGAGGAUGAUGAUGUGGUGUUGGUUGAGCCGACCCAAGUUGAGCCGACCCAAGUUGAGCCGACCCAAGUUGAGCCGACCCAAGUUGAGCCGACCCAAGUUGAGCCGACCCAAGUUGAGUCAACCCAGGAUUCCAGCUCUGUUAAGAAGCGGAAGGGCGGAGACCUGCCCAGCACCACCGGCAAGAAGCACUUGCGACUGGCAGGAGAAAAAGAGUCCUUGGGUCAAGCAGAACAGGGAGGUGCAGCUGGAGGGGAAGCCUUAAGAGCAGCUGCAGAACCAGCUGUGCAGUGUGAGGAGGAGUAUAAUGCAGAUGUAGCUGACUCGAAAAGGCAGAAGCAGAAAGCAGAGGAGGGGGAAGGUGAACAGCUGGAGCAGCAAGAGAAGAAGCAGAACGCUCCUGUGGUUGAGAUCCAACAGCUGCGGCAGCACUGGCCGUUGGUGUGGCAGCAUCUGUUCCAGGAGAGCGAGAGGGGGGUGAGAGAGUGCCUAGAAGGCGACUUUAAGCACUUCCACAGGGGGAGGUACUGCCUGGCGAAGGCGUAUCUGAGGCGGGGAGUGCCUGGAGACUUGGAGCGUGCCAAAUCAGAGCUCGGAUUCUGCUUCCGGAAGGCCAAAGUGGCGUUUGCAAUGAACAUGUGGGAGAUCUGCAUUCACACAAAGCAUGCCCCGAGGCCAAAAGGGGGGUCGAAGGGGGCGAGGGUGAGGAGGAAGGUGGUGGGGCUGGCAUCGGUGGAGGUGGCUGAGAGCUCUCGGAAGUUCAUGACGUGUGUGCGAGUGUACCUGAUGAUGUACCUCCGGCUCUGCUGCUACACCCGCGAUGUUGCUGCCUUGGAAGGGGCGCUUUCCACUCUCAAGACUGACAAAGAGUUUUCCACAGCAUUCGUUGACCUAGUGCCCUUAGCUCUCGCACUCUUCGCAGCUGAGGUGCUCCGGUUGUCCCGGAUAGCUUACGUUGAGACAGUGACCAGGGGUGGGGAGGAUAGAACUGGUGGCAAGGACGACGCAGCAGCACAGCACUUGGCUUGGGAGGAGGAGCAGGAGAGGAGCUGGUUUGAUAUGACAGAAUGGCACGCCCUGUCAGCUCUCAAGCUGUACGCUCACAAGAGUGACCUCGACUUUUUCGCAUCAGCUGCUGCCAAAAUCAGGACUAGAGCUCCCUCCCCUCCUCCUCCUCCUCCUCCUCCUCCUCCUCCUCCUCCUCCCUGCCCUCCGGCUCCUAAAUGCCCUCUUUUCAAGCAUCUAGUUACCCCGUGCAACAUCGCCAACCCAACUCAGACGUGUAAAACCCAAACCACAGCCGGACAAGAUGCACCGCAACCGUUACUACCGUUCUCAUCCCUUCCACCCUCGGCUCUUCACCACACUCCUUCAGCACCGCUUUCUGUGCCUGUGCCUCCUCAUAGCUCGCCCCACGUCCCCUCGCCUUCCUCCACCGCUCUUCUCCCCACCCCUCUUUCUCUUUCCCCUUUGAGACAUGCUGCUGCUUUUGCCCAGCGAAUGCACCUGCACACGAUGCUGUGCUGGUCCCAUGCUCUACUCGGCGCUCUCUCAGACAUCCUCCCCGUCUCUGCCUGGCCUCUCUUCCCCUGGCUGCACCCGCUCUCACUCUCCGAACUGCCAUCUGCCACCCCUCCUCUUCUGUGUAAGGGAGCUGCUGUGGCAGAAAGGGAAGAGGACAAUAACGGGGGGGCAGAAGAACACAUUGGGUUAGAGGAACGAGAGUGUCUGGAAGAAACUGAAGAAGGCUCGGUUGGUGGAAGUGAUAGUGAAGAUUCGGUACUCAAUUUGAUCUCUGACGAUGAUGAGGAGGAGGAAGAGGAGGAGGAUGAAGUGGAUGAGGAGGGCAAAGACGAGGCGAAAGAAGCAGAGGAAGGUGGGAGGCGGGAUGCUGGGAAGGGUAUGGACGAAGCAGGUAUGGGCGGGAAAGUAUGUGAAGGUGCAGGGGGAAAGGAAGGAGUGGAUCAACCAUGCUCACCAGCAGCAGUAGGUGUCGAAGCAGGAUCAGCAAGGUCUGUCCCUGUAUUGGCGAGAGGAGGCCUCAGAGUUACCAUACCACUGCUGCAAUUUCGGAUGCCCGUGCAACCUGCACCAUAUCCUUCUUCUGCCUCUGAUGCCGCUGCUCCGCUCCACAAUCCCAUGCAAUCACAAUCGCCUCUGGCUCUUCCGUCCAGCGCUAGCACAAAGGCCUUUGGUGCAAUCUCCGCCACUGUUGCAUCCGCUGCUGGGUCUGCUGCCACGUCCCUCCCUUCCACUCCCUCUUAUGCUCCUUCGUUUCCAGGCAAAUCCAUCUGCACCACUUCCUCUCCGUCUCCGUUCUCUGCUGGGCCUCCUUCCUCCUCAUUCCCUUCACUUACUCCCCCUCGUGUCAAUCUGCUCCUUCUUAAAGCCAAGGCAAGUGAAAGCGAUGCGGAUCGAGCACUAGCCCUGUUGCGAUCAGCCCAGGCGUUAGAGCGGGAGGCCUCAGGGGAGCUUCCCUUUGGCAAAGUUCUAGGGGGGGGAAAGAAGGGGGGAGUGAGUGGUGGGGGGGGAGCGCUGGGAAUGAAGCGAAUGAAAGCUGCUGCCAGAGAAGGUGCGGGGUCUAGCGGGAAGGCAGGUGAAGUAGUGGAGCAAGUGGGAGGGGGGGAAUCGCCACAGGAAGGAAGGAGCAACGAGGAAGAGGAGGUGGAGGAAUGGAGAACGAGGCUGCAUGGUUUGAGCACGCAGUUGCUGGAAGUGGCUUAUGCUCUGGUGCAUGGCCGGUCCCUGGCUGCCCUUGCUGCUGCUGAACAGGCGCAGGCACAGAUGCAGGCGGAGGAGCAGGCACGGGCAGAGGAGCUGGCAGAGGGGUGGAAGCGGGUGCAACGAGAGACAGCCUUGAACAGACAGGAAGACGAGGGUCAACAGGCUCUGGUUCCAGGCACAGAAGCCAAGGCGAAGGUCACCACAGCAACAGCACUGAAGUCAACUGCAGCAGCUGCUUCAACAGCAGCUGUGUCUGCAGCUGUUGUCACAAUUGCACGUAGCCCUGCAAAGCGGAUGGAGCAGAAUAUUUCACCUUGCAAAGUGCGUUCUGCCGAUGCACAAGCUCGUUUUGCAAUCACUGCAUCGCCAUCUGCAGCUGUCUCCCGUGAUGCUCCUUCCCCUGCUGCUCCAGCCCAGACUCCUUCUGCUGCUGCUGCUGCUGCUGCUGCUGCUGCUGCUGCUGCUGCUGCUGCUGCUGCUGCUGCUGCUGCUGCUGCUGCCUCUCCAUCCCGUUCUCUUAUCCCAGAUGCUGCUGAUACGGGUCUCCAGGCUUCCCCUCAUCCCCCCAAAGUUCCCUCCUGCUCCCCCACUGGUGCUGCACCUGUUCUCAAGCCUCCGCUUGCUCGCCUCCCCAAGCUGGCGCGGCGCUUUCAGGCUGGCUUGAAGAGAAAGGAGGCAGAAGGAGAGGAUGUCGGGCGGAGUAUGUGUUUGGAAGGUCACAGCGCCGGGUGGAAUGGAGACGCGGUGAAUGAAGCAGACAAGAGAAGAACAGGAGACUCUGCGGCAGCGGCAGUGGCAGAAGCAUCGGCAGGAGCAGCGGCAGAAGCAGCAGCUUACGAAGGAGUAGUGAACGGUUGGACAGGGUGCAGCCGAACAGAUGGAGUCAGAGUUGCACCGAGCGCUGCCAUUAAUGGCUCCUCUUUGAAGGGGAAGUGGAAGGAGGAUAGGGAUGACAUGCGACGAGGUAGCUUUGAGAAAGGCCAAAAGGUGGUGGAUGGAAGGGAUGUGGGCCGUGAGAGGGUGGAUGUGGAGGGAGGUGAAUGGCAGGUGCGUGGAGUGGAGGAUGAGGUGCAAGACGAGGGGAAAGAAAGUGAUAACGUGGUUCCGCAGCAGAAUGUGCGGCUGGAGGAGAGGCGUCAGCAUCGGUUGAAGGAGUUGGGUAAUGUGAUGGCUUCUGUGGGAGGAGCGCAUGGGAAGGACGAGGAUGGGGAUGAGGAGGCUGAAGAGGAUGGGAAGGAUGCAGGGGGUGGGAAUAAGGGAGAUGAGAGAAAAGGUGCGGGGCAUUGUAAGAGCAGUUUCGGUUGGCUUAGAGAUGGUGGAGAGAUUAUAAGAAAAAUCAAAGCAGGUGGAGCAGUAGAUGGUAAGGCGGCACCUUCGCGCCAGGGGAGCAGGCCGGCAUUGUCACUGCAGAAUGACGCAGGAAAGGUCGCUGAGGGAAAGAAGCAGCUCACAGCUGCAGCUACGCCGGCCCAGGAAGCAUCCCCAUCCACUGGCCCUUCUUUGUCAAGGCCUCGCAAGCCCACAUCCAAGCCCUCCGUCAAGCCUCUUGCCAGGCCUCCCGCCAAGCCUCCUUCCAUGGCUGUAGUCAAACCUGGCGUUCAACCUGUCCUCAAGGCGAAGCAGACUCAAAAGGCAACCUCAACUCCUGCUGCUCCAUCAAUUCAUGAGAGUCUAUCAAUGUCCCAUUCGGCUCUUCAAAUGCACCCAGGCACUCCAUCAACUUGUCAUCCAGGACCCAACAGAGGAGGCAGGCAGGGGGCGUCUGUGCAGAAGAAGAAGUCAGAAAUGGCAGUGGCUGGGGCUGUGGGAGAAAACACGGGUGGGAAGGCCGGGAAGCUAAGGGGACAGGAGGCUGGAACGAGUGGGGUGGUGAGGAAUUCUGCUGGAGGAGGUGUGCAGACGGCAGGUGUUAGUGGUGAGGGUGGCGCAAAAAGUAUGAGAGCAGUGCUGAAAAGGAAAAGAGCAGUGGCUGUUGCUGAUGAGAGUGCUCGACGUAUCGCUGCCCCAGUGGCGUCUGUUGAUGCGGCUGUCGAUGGUGCGGAUGACGAUAUGCGUGGACCAACACCAGCAACAACAGCAACGGCAGUCACAGCAGCGAAGGCAGGACCAGGCGCUGUUGAUGCAAAGGCCAGUCAAGCCAAGAAAGCAGCAGCGAACAAGGCGACUCAACAGCGGCAAGGUGCACCCGUGGCUUUAGCACAUACAAAAUCCGAGGCACCUGUGAUCAAGGAAGUUAAGGUAGUCGUACCAGUCAAGUCUGCAGUAGCAUUAAAAAAAAGGAAUGUGGCUGCUGAAGGGACAAUUUCUGACAGGACAGGGAGGGUGGGGGCUUCAUCAGUAGCAAAGGGUGUUGGAGAGGUGGGUACAAGCAAUGCGCCAGCAUCAGGACAGGGGUCCAGAGGAAGAGGAUCAGCCAAGUCCUUGCCAGAAAAACAGCUGCUGUGA